AAGCUGCUGCUCCCGCCACCGCUAUCGCCACCGCCCUUCCAGCUCCCAGGGAUAAGGACCUAAAUCUUCUCCAUUCUCUCAGCCCCCUGCCUGCCUUCCUCCAGAAUGUGCCGGACGCUGGCUACUCUCUCCACCAACUGCCUGGAACGAGCCAAGGAGUUCAAGACCCGCUUAGGAAUCCUCCUUCACAAACCGGAGUUGGGAACCGAGCCUGGGAAUGUCAGCAAGGUCGACUUGGGCAGUAAAUGCAGCAAGCAGAGAUACUCCUCAGAAGAUGUGCUGAGCUGGAGGGAAUCCUUUGACCUUCUUCUGAGCAGUAAAAAUGGGGUGGUGGCGUUCCGUGCCUUCCUGAAGACAGAGUUCAGUGAGGAAAACCUGGAGUUCUGGCUGGCAUGUGAGGAGUUCAAGAAGACCCGCUCGAAUACUAAGAUGGUCUCCAAGGCCCACAGGAUCUUUGAGGAGUUCGUACGCAGUGAAGCACCCAAAGAGGUCAACAUCGACCACGAGACCAGAGAGCUCACCUCCAGGAACCUGCAGGCCGCCACCACCUCGUGCUUUGAGGUGGCUCAGGGAAGAGUCCGCACCCUGAUGGAGAAAGACUCGUACCCUCGCUUCCUGAGGUCGGCUGCAUACCGGGACCUGGCUGAGCAGAGCUCCGCCUCCUUCUCCUCCUCUCCUCCCAGCCGGCCCACCAGCAAACAGACCCACACCUGAGCCCAUCCCGCACCCCAGCAGCCAGGAGAACUGGGAAGGAAGAAGGGUCACAUCAGGAGGCCACAGCUUCAAGGGGGAAGCAGAGGCCUGAGAGGAGUGUGAAUGGAACAACAGCUCAGGCUGCUGGCUUUGGCCUAAGGGCCUGGCCUAUUACCCACUAACUACGGCUAUUGUGUGACCAACAGCAUGCAACGGGGAGCCCUCCCGUGCCACUUGCCAGUCAGAGAGGCUCCAGGGAAAGGAACGGAUGGGUUAGGUUCUCAGUUUCUCAUUCUCACUGGCUCCUGUAAUUUGCCCAGGCAAACGUGCCCCACCUGAGGCUUGGGAGCCGUUAAACCCAUACUUACUGCAUCUCGUGUGUCUCCGUGCUCCUCGUCACCAGGAGGAGGGAGCUAGAUUAGGCAGAUGUCCUUGCCCAGGGUGAGAAUUUGGGCCCUGGCUGAACAGACUUCUCCCAUGUUUUUUCCCUCCUACUUUGGGACCAUAUCUGACCUGAUUAGCUUGUAUCUACCCCAGCGCUUAGUACACAUGGUAAGCGCUUCACAAAUACCACCGACAGCCUCUGUAGGCAGCCAGAGGGCUCUCUUCUUCCCAAAAGACUUGCUCAGCAUUGUCAUAAAUUCCCUAGGGGUAGGGGGAGUGGUGAUGGAGAAAAAGAACACAUCACCAAACUGCAGAGAGGGAAAGCAGCUAUUUUUUCUGGAGCGUGACCUGGUGCUCAAAACCUUCUCGGGGAGCCUACAUGAAGCCACCACUCCAUUUCCACCCGUGGUGCAGAGUUCUCAAACUCCCCUCCCCGAACACGACAGGGGAGCUUCUGUGAUGUUCUUAACAGAGCCCUCACACCAGGAAAACUGGUAGGAAGGUCAGAGCUGGUGAACUAACCGGCUUCUCCUUGGCUCAGCUUUGAACAAAACAGUUCCUUCCCAAGACUUCCAAUGCAGAAUGCAGUAAUUCCCAGGAACCCAAGCUGGGACGGAGCCAGAGAGACAGGCCCAAAACCCUUACACAUGCAGUGAUUGUGACACAAAUUAAUCAAGCCUCUCUUAGCACUGUGAGCGAUCAGAUGAAAGACACUGAAUGACGUACAUAGUGUUCUCACUUUGAUCAUUAUUAUUAUUAUUAUUAUUAUUAUUUAUUGUUAUUUUUAUUAUAUUGUUAUUAUUGUUAUUUAUUAUUGUCACUCCAGUUUGCCCGUUCUGGAGUGCUUUAGCAAGGAGCAGGCUGUUUCUCCUCCGGCCACCCAACUCUACCUCUGAGUCUGUUGGGAGUCCUUUGGCCCUGUCAGGGUCUCCUCCUCACAGCUGGAAUAUUUAUUUUUUUGAAAACUGGAGCCGGUUUCCUGGAUUGAAUGAUGUACCCAAUCCCCCCUUUCCUGUCCAACAUGUUAAAUCGUUACCAAAUAAAAGGGACACAAAAGCAA
This is a messenger RNA of Tachyglossus aculeatus (Australian echidna), 2137 nucleotides long. RefSeq names its product regulator of G protein signaling 16 (gene RGS16). The coding region runs from base 106 to 714 and encodes 202 amino acids. The record is from RefSeq and is a predicted model, not a curated record. The transcript is spliced from 5 exons. NCBI's taxonomy places the organism in Eukaryota, Metazoa, Chordata, Mammalia, Monotremata, Tachyglossidae.